Messenger RNA from Scophthalmus maximus (turbot), 3575 nucleotides. It is a transcript of the gene nlrc3l, whose product is annotated as NLR family, CARD domain containing 3-like. Lineage: Eukaryota; Metazoa; Chordata; Actinopteri; Pleuronectiformes; Scophthalmidae. The transcript is spliced from 12 exons. Bases 304 to 2637 code for a protein of 777 amino acids. The record is from RefSeq and is a predicted model, not a curated record.
AGUUACGAGCGCCACAGAAGGGAGAGGACGAACUAUCGUAUAGUCUAAAGUUUCCUAUUUUAUUUUGCGGGGAAAAUUUUCAUUUCUACCGUGUUUAUGUUGCAACGGUAUCAUCCGAAGCAUUAAUGUUCGCGUGUAUAACAGUGUUCGGCGGAGAGCGACGACAGUGAAGACGUUAGCGUGAUGUCUGCGCGGCGGAUUCAUCUUUUCUGGAUUAAAAAAAAAAAAUCAUCAUCUCGAUAAAGAAGAACCACCUUGACCAGAGUCAAUUCUACUGCCGACUGUCCGUUUCGACCGGAGACAAUGGAGCCAGACACGGAAGUGGAAAGCAACUUGAGGCAGCCGAAUGAUGAUGAGGAGGAGGAGGAGGAGGAGAAGAGAUGGAAGAGGCCACCGUCCAGCUAUGGAUCGAUGAAGAGUGACAGUGUUGAGAUGGAGGAGGAGGAGGAAGAGGGAAAUGAAGGAGACGUUGCUGUGAUGCUUCCUGUAUCGACUGUCCAUGGGGCAACAGGGCUGCAGCUGAUUCGCUCAGAGUCUCCAGAGACCCUCUACACUAUGACAACGCAGCAGGUACCACCAGGAGCUGAUGUCAUCGACACCAGGUCUGCCGAUCCAGAGGAUUUUUCACAAAGCGACCUGGAGGAUAUGGAUAAAGUUUCGAUAAUUAACUCCCCAGAACUACCUGAGCCUGUUGAACCAGAUGACGUGAUGCAGAUUGACGAGAACAAUCAGCCGGGCAGGCUUCAUCCAGAGCAAGACUUGCCCCAUAUAUUUAAGAGUAUCCAGAAGAGUCUGACAAACCUCACCAGUGAAGAGCUGUUCAAAUUUAAGAUGUGGUUUUUACAAUGUGAACCGGGCUUAAACCGGCAGCAAGUGAUGGAGGGAGACAUACUUGAUUUCGUGGACAGGAUGCUGGAGAACGUUGGGCAGGAUCGUGCCCUGCUGCUCACAAUAUCUACUCUAGAAAUGAUCGACCAGAAACCAGAGGCAGAGGAACUACGGAAUCAGUGCAAGAGAGCGUGCUUCCGUUCUCACCUGAAGCAGUGGUUGAUCAGAAAACACCUAGUCAUCCAUGAGGGGGUCGUACGAGCCGGAAGGCAGAAUCUUCUAGACAAUAUCUACGUUGAGCCCCAGAUCUCGACCCGAAUUUACGGAGGCGUUGACCCCUCUCAUGAAUUCCAACCUCGCCUUCCGUCACCUCUCCAGGUCCCCAGUCCCGACACCUUCGUUGGUGUGAACAAUCUGUUCCGACUACAGGCGGAUGGCGGCAGGCCGGUGAGGACAGUGCUGACCACUGGAAUUCCGGGAAUUGGAAUGUCUGUCUCGGUGGGGAAAUUCUGCCUGGAUUGGGCAGAGCAACGCGCAAAUAAGGAUCUGCAGUAUGUCAUCAAGCUUUCCUUCUGCACUUUCUGGUUUCUGCGAAACCAUAUACAUCCUCCUCCCCACAAGUCCAUCAUGGAGGUGAUAGAAUAUUGUCAACAUGAUUGCAAAGGCAUCAACCUGGAGCAAGAGGACUGUAAAUUUCUCAUCAUAAUGGACUCCUUCGACUGUUAUCAAGCUCCUCUGGACUGGGAGAAUGCUCCAGUUAUAAAUGACAAUCACAUGCAGGCACAUCCUGAUGUCCUGAUUGUAAAUAUCAUCCGAGGUACGGUGCUCCGUGGCGCCUGCAUCUGGAUCCUGGGUAGACAGGGGGCUGUCUCGCAAAUCCCAUCUCAGUACAUAGACGUUGUCACAGAAAUACAGGGCUUUAGUGACGAGAUGAAAGAUGACUAUCUGACCAGGCGCUUCAGCAAUCCAGAGCUGGCUGCGAAAAUCGUGGCGCACUACAAGCGCCUACCAACACUCCGCAUCCUCGCCCGCCAGCCCUUUCUCUGCUGGAUGGUGGCCACGGUGUUUGAGCGCUGCUACCGCUAUCAGGGCUACGGAGUGCACCCGCCCAGACUGACACCGUUCUACGUCAAUAUCGUGAUUGUCCAGACCAAUCGCAGGCUGCAGUUCUACCACGGAAAGAGUGAAAAUGACCUGAAAUGGUCCAGCAACGACAAGCACCAGCUGACCAAGAUGGGGAACAUGGCCUUCAAGAUGAUUGACAGGAGGACCAGCGUGUUCUUUGAAGAGGACGUGAAGGAGUGCGGCCUGAAGUUGACGGAGGUAGCGGUGUUGUCCGGCCUGUGCACUGAGCUCCCGGCUGCAGUCUCGGACGGGAGGAGGACGUUCUGCUUCAUACACUUCACCGUUCAGGAGUUCAUGGCCGCUUUUUACAUCUUCACAAAGUUCUACAUGGAGUCUAAGAACGUUCUGGACUCUGGGUAUUCGCACUUGCCCAGGAUCUUCACGGCCAUGUUCCAGAAAUCAAAUCAGACCAAAGCAGCAAACCUGGUGCAGUGCGCCUUGGUACGAACCUUCAGUUCCCCUCUUGGCGACUUUGACAUGGUCUUGCGCUUCCUGUGCGGCCUGCUUUGCCCGGGCUGCCACAUCGGUCAGCUGAGUGGCUUCCUGUACUGCCACAAAACCCCGAAGGUGGGCGGACUGGACGAGGUGCAGCAGCUGCUGGAGCAUACGAUACAGACGGCUCCAGAAGACAGGGUGGAAAACUUGAGGGAGUGCCUUAGAGAGAUGACCCAGGAAGAUGAAUGAGUUGGUGUGAGAUUGCGUCAUGGAAAUCAGUUUCACUCUCUAAUCAUGGAAAUGGCGUAUGAUCAAAGUGUGAAGCUGAAAACACUCGACGGAACUGAAGUAUGUUUCAUUUUGGCUUUGAUGAAAGUUUCAGAUAUUAGAUUAUGUCAGUCGUGCUACUGCAGCACCACAUAAAACAGAAUGUUGACCAGCGUUUAUGCUGGAUUAUGUUUUUGAUGUCAUACUAAUGAAAAGGGAUUUUCCAUCAUCCAGCUGCCACUAUUAUUUCAAUUUACGGCCUUUUCUGCUCAACUAAACAGAACAGAAAUGACAAAAAAGAACCGUUUUGAGAUUUGAGAUUGUGAGACAUGUAAACAUAACAGAAAUUUAUUUUUCGCUUGAGAGAAAAGCCCUUCUGUUAUUGCAUCAUGAAACAGAUGUAUCCCAGUGUGUAUGUGCAGGUGAAGCCAUGUAAGUCAUCGCUCGUACCAACAGAACACUACUACUAUUCUGUCAGAGGAAACAGGCUGCAAGGCCACAAGGAGGCGUGGUCAUAUUUAUUUUAUUAUUGUGUCAGACCAUGGCUUUUAGAGAUGGUUUUGUUUUUAUACCUAUUCAAAGUUUACAAAUGGCAUCUGGAUGAAGAGUAGUGGUAUGUGGUAGUGGAAUAAUAGGCAUUUAAAAAAACCUCAUGGUGUUUUUUGUGUGCCUUUUCUGCUACAAUUCAUUCGUACACAAUGUGGUGAUAUUUUAGCAUUUCUUCUCACUUCUGUAGAAACCAUGUUUUAUGUUUUCACAUGACAGUCAUACAGGUAAUAAGACUACAAUAAUAAUUCCAAGAAUUAUAAUGUUUUCUCUGUGAAAUAAGACAAUGUUAUACUAUCCAAUAUUUAAGGCUGCAAGAAAGUUGUUCUUUUGUAUGAGAAAUAAUAACAAAUAACAAUAUAUAAUAUCUUCUA